UCGAAGAAAGGGACGCAAAGCGUGAUUGUUGAAGAAGCGACAGUUGUAAAGGAAGAGGAGCCACGAGGGCCCGCGAGGAGACUGAAGAAGAGGGAUUUCGCGCGAGACUGCCGGGGGUUGUUGCCCAGCCCCGGGAAAGCGGACAUCAGGCCCGGAUGUUCGCAAGAACGAGACGCCGGAAACGCUGUCACGUUGGAAGGGAAAAUAUUGACGGCCGUCAACAAGUUCCUUACGACAUCCCCUUUGGUUAACAAAGUCAAGUUACUAAUGACGAGGCAGAGCAGCGGGACGAUAGGGAGCAACGAGGAGCAAGAAGGGACGAGAACGAGCAGCUGUUCCCCGAGGACGUCGUCGGCCACGACGAUAACGAUGACGAUGACGACCACGCCGACAACGCCGACAUCGACGAUGACAGUCACGUCAAUGACGCCACCGUUCGUGCCCGCGGAAUCGGAGCCAUCGAUAUCGUCCGUGGAACAGCAGCAAUAUCGUUGGCCAUGGCAACAGGCUCAGUCCUAUGCGAGGACCUGCCCGAUCACGGCUACAUCGUCCACCGCGUAUUCGACGUCGGCUUCGUCGUCGACGGAAACCGAAUCCAAGCUGGCGGCGAACGUCCUCUUCUCUCUGCCCGCGUCGCCGCAAAGAUUAGCCACCCUAUCGGCCAGCAAAACGCCUAGCAUUUCUAAAUCUCAAAUGAAAGAGUUCAGAGAGGCUUUCAGGCUGUUCGACAAGGAUGGAGAUGGGAGCAUCACGAAAGAGGAAUUGGGAAGGGUGAUGCGUUCACUGGGACAAUUCGCGAGGGCUGAGGAGCUGCACACGAUGCUCCAAGAAAUCGACAUCGAUGGAGAUGGAAAUGUCAGCUUCGAAGAGUUCGUGGAAAUCGUGAGCAACAUAGGUGCCAACGAAACCGCCCCCACCGACCAGGACCAGGAGGAACAGGAGCUGAGGGACGCGUUUCGGGUGUUUGACAAGCAUAAUCGUGGGUACAUCACUGCGUCCGAUCUGCGAGCAGUACUGCAGUGCCUCGGUGAGGAUCUUUCCGAGGAAGAAAUCGAUGAUAUGAUCAAGGAAGUGGACGUGGACGGGGAUGGUCGGAUCGAUUUCUACGAAUUCGCUCACGCGCUCUGCGAGCCAGGGCCCGAAGAUGACGAGGAGGACGACGAGGACGAGACCCUGUCCCCUGGCUACUAACGAUUUUAAAUAAUUCUCGUGUCUGUGUUAGAUAGCCGAACGCGUCGGCGGACCGUCGCGUUCGCCGCACUGUUUUUCCUCCUCUAACAUUCACUUCGCUGCAUCUAUGACACUGUCGGCAAUAUCGUGUUAAAUGAUUAUUUUUCGAAACGUCCGUAUCGUCUAUUCUCGUUCGUCGAACAAGAAACGAACAUAUGUAGAAUGGAUUUGAAAAAGGUGGAGGUUGAAAGUUCGCGCCGACGCGGGAACUGAUUUCGUUUCGACGCAACAGGGUGUACCAUCGUCUGAUCCAAACGGUGACCGUAGCGCCGCUUUUAACACGGCUCGGUCACGACUAUUAUCAAAGCCAGGGGACCGUUUCGACGAGCUCUAAUCUAGCACCUAUCGAUUAAGAUUAAUAGAUUAAUACGCCUGGUGUGAUUUUAUGUUACCCCCUUUAAAACCGCGUCCGUUCAUUAUUGUCGUUUUCCCCUUGACAAUUGGCAUCGACAAAUGUAAAUUACAUUUACUUUUACUAUCUAUGUAAAAGAAUUUUUACUUGUUUUGAUUUAAUUCCUGUACUUUUGCAAGUAAGAACAUAAGCAGAAUAUAAAAUAAAUGGAGACUUCGCGUAACAUAAAAUCCCAGCAAGCGGGCACGUCGUCUAAUUUCCUUCGUUAACUGUGUUAAAAAAUAUUUACGAUAAAUCUACGUGAACAUUGCUCGAUUACUCAGAAUAAUCAAGAGAUCAGCCAGGGAGACGGAGAGGCGAUCGUUAAAAAGACGAUGCUCUUGACUAUAGAUUAAAAAAUGCACAUAAACGUUCAACAAAAUGAUAGAUAUAUAAUUGUAACGAUACAACGAUUGUGCUCCUCUCCUGAAGCGCUGAUUCCCUCAACGAUUUAAUUAAAUCACUGUCUAAGUCAUGUUCGUGUCUCGAUCGCCCGUGUCAAUGUAAAAAAAAAAAAUGAAACCAUAGCGAUCGAUUUAUUCUCGUGAGAUAUGUGGAUUUUCGAUUUUAAUCUCUCUCUCUCUCUCUCUUCCUCUUUAAUCUAAGUCACACUAUUCUCUAAUGUUAAUAAUUGUUAAGAACAAACAGCACCGCAGCAAACUCGAUACGAUUGCAUCGCGUUACAACGCAAUGUAACCAGAGAGCGCGAGAGCUACUCUAGGACCGCAUUCUCACCAUUUCGAAGACCGCUGCGACGAAAAGCGCAUGAUGAAACGACGGAAACUUUACGCUUGCAUUUUUCGAAAAACAACUAUUGGUGGCGCGGAUCUCGGACGAUUUCCCCCUAAUUGCUCGUCGACUUAUUCGCGGGAGGGGACGCUCAGAGGCCGCGGGAAUGGAACUGCGAAUUUUAAAUGACUCUUGAUCGCUUUGCUCUCCUUGAGCUUCGUACUGUGUACCUUAUUAACGAUAUCUCACUGUUACGCCAAAUAAACAAGAGCCGCACGCUGUUUCAAAUAUUUUAAUAGGUCUAAUAAAUCCAAUAAACAAUGGUGUA
Messenger RNA from Ceratina calcarata, 2678 nucleotides. Its product is annotated as putative calcium-binding protein CML22. The record is from RefSeq and is a predicted model, not a curated record. Gene Ontology annotation, molecular function: calcium ion binding. Lineage: Eukaryota; Metazoa; Arthropoda; Insecta; Hymenoptera; Apidae. The annotation marks the transcript as partial. Gene Ontology annotation, cellular component: myosin II complex. The transcript is spliced from 7 exons.